Messenger RNA from Antrostomus carolinensis (chuck-will's-widow), 1392 nucleotides. RefSeq names its product SET domain bifurcated histone lysine methyltransferase 2 (gene SETDB2). The transcript is spliced from 7 exons. Gene Ontology annotation, molecular function: zinc ion binding; histone H3K9 methyltransferase activity; DNA binding. Lineage: Eukaryota; Metazoa; Chordata; Aves; Caprimulgiformes; Caprimulgidae. The record is from RefSeq and is a predicted model, not a curated record. Gene Ontology annotation, cellular component: nucleus. Bases 1 to 1392 code for a protein of 463 amino acids. Gene Ontology annotation, biological process: negative regulation of gene expression; heterochromatin organization.
AUGGAAAUCUGCAUUUCAGAUGACUUGAAGACAUUUUGGACACAGCUGGGAGGUAGAAGAGUGGACAUCAUAUUUGAGCAGGUGCAAAACGUGCUGCUGUUGCUAAAGCAGAAGAUCAAGAAUGGAAGUGCCACAAACCAAGAAUGCUGGCAGGCUUGGGCACUGGUGAAUGAAGCUAAUCUAGGUGAUCUCUUAACCUUGACAGAUGUAACUGAUGUGUGUGACGGAGAUGCCAUACAGGAAUCCAAACCCAAAUUGCAGCAUCUUCUUACAGAUGACAACACUGCAAACUCUGUAGAAGGUUCUCACAGCAAAAAGGAGAAGGUGGAAGAAACAGGCUCAGGGAGUAAAGAAGCAUCUAGUAAAAUUCAGGACUUACAUUUAAACCUGCAGUAUCAGAACCACAAGUGCUCCAGUGCCUGUCUUGCCAACAGAGCAGCAGGCUCCUACAGAGGUGAAAAUCCUCUGAAGAUACCGAUCCUGUUUCACUUCCAAAGGCGCCACGCGAAAGCGGACUGCCUUUCCAAAUCACUGGAUGUGAAUUACAAAGCUCCUUGCGGACGAAGUCUGAGAAGCUUUCAAGAUGUGCAAAAUUAUUUGUUUGAAACAGAGUGCAAUUUCUUAUUUGUUGAUCACUUCUCCUUCAACACGUACGUACUGUUGGGCAGGAACACUCUGAAUCCCGAACCCCUCGUGUUUGACUUUGAUAUUAGCAAUGGAGUCGAGUCUGUGCCUGUUUCCUUCUGUAAUGAUCUUGACCGCGCAAGAUUGCCUUACUUCAAAUAUCGGAGGGCACCGUGGCCACGUGGAUAUUGUCUCAACAAUUUCUCCAGCAUGUUUGUUGAUUCGUGUGACUGCACAGAUGGCUGCAUUGAUAGGUCAAAAUGUGCAUGCCUACAGCUAACUGCAAGAGGCUGCAGUAGAAUUUCUCUGUCUCCCAGUAAUAAAACAUCCCAUGGAUACAGUUACAAAAGACUGGAGGGACGUGUUCCUAGUGGAAUUUAUGAGUGUAGUGUGUUGUGCAGGUGUGACAAGAUGAUGUGUCAGAACAGAGUUGUACAGCAUGGCAUUCAAGUCAGGUUGCAAGUGUUCAACACGGAGAAGAAAGGCUGGGGUGUCCGCUGCCUGGAUGAUAUUGACAAGGGGACAUUUGUUUGUACUUACUCAGGCAGAUUAAUGAGCAGAGCUGAGGUUUCAGGAUUGGGAGAUGCUGGUCAAGAGCUGAAAGAGAAGAGUGCUGUGAAUGACAGAGGCCAUGGCAGCUUUUCCAAAAAAAGAAAACUUGACACUGACUCUUCAGACUCAGUGAUUGAACUAGUGCAGACUAGCAAAAAUGACAUUCCUGAGAAGCAGGAACCUUUGUCUCAGACUGUGGAUAAUGACAAUAAGUAA